AUGAGUCUGAAAAACAGAAGAUUUUCACUGGACAGCUCCUCUCUGGAGGGAACUGGACUCCUCACCAUGAGGAGAGGCAGCGCCAUAUUUAGCAGUAAGAAAUCCAGUCGGAGGCAGAGUCUGGAUGUUGCUGGUGUGGACCCCCAGCAGCUGAAUCUCAGCCACAAUGCCAGGAUCUCUCUCAGGGAGGAGACCAUACCAGAGGAGAAUCUUGAACGAUCAGAUGGGUUCAUAAGGGAUCAUAGCUUCCUGAAGCAUAGUAAAGCCUUCCAUAAAUUCUUUGAAGAGAUUCCUGAGGACGAGAGUCUGACACACGUAUUCACCUGUGCCUUGCAGAAGGAGGUGCUGUAUCAUGGAAAGCUCUUUAUUUCUGAACGGCACAUGUGUUUCCACUCGUCUGUGCUGCUCAAAGACACCAAGGUGGUUAUUCCAGUUUCCACUGUGAAGGAGAUCAAGAAACAUAACUCGGCUCUGUCUAUGCUGUCCAUUCAAACGUCCAGUGGAGAAAAGUAUUUGUUCGUGUCUUUGAGAAAUCGGGAGAAGUGUUACAAACUCCUCCAAGCUGUCUGCUCACACACACAGGAGGGAAGUCCGAACAGCAGCCCCCACCUCUCUUCUGCAGAGAACGAAGCCGAUCAUGACAUGCUCUCCAGUUAUUCCAGUUUGGAGGACAGCAUCGACAAUGAUUUGGGUGGCAUCUACCAUGGAGACCUUCCACAGAUGUCCAGUCAAGUUCCCAGAAGAGACGCUUCCGAUCGUCAGAGCUUAGGGUAUGAAGACCACAGAGAUGAGUCGAGGAUUGGGAGUGUCACCAAGAAAGUGAUGCCGCUGUCCGCGUUCAGAGAAAUCAAGGAUCUCAGGAUCGUCUUUUACAUAUUCAUGAUGCUAGUGGUGCUGCUGCUUUUGGUGUCUGGUUACAUUGGGCUAAGAAUCACAGCUCUGGAGGAGCAGCUGGAUUCUUUGGGAGCACUGCCUGAAUGGUCUUCAAACUAA
This is a messenger RNA of Menidia menidia (Atlantic silverside), 993 nucleotides long. NCBI's taxonomy places the organism in Eukaryota, Metazoa, Chordata, Actinopteri, Atheriniformes, Atherinopsidae. The record is from the annotation of a GenBank genome assembly.